Molecule: messenger RNA, 1902 nt
Organism: Peromyscus californicus insignis
Lineage: Eukaryota; Metazoa; Chordata; Mammalia; Rodentia; Cricetidae
Gene: Mtfr2
Product: mitochondrial fission regulator 2
Exons: 8
Coding region: 114-1211 (365 amino acids)
Biological process (GO): aerobic respiration; mitochondrial fission
Cellular component (GO): mitochondrion
Source: RefSeq, a predicted model, not a curated record
CGGCGAGCCGGCCGGGUGCGAGCGGUGCGGACCCUCAGAGCCCGCCCUGGCGGCGGACCCGCGCCCGUGUGGCGGCGCUGCUGGGGGGCUCCCGGGCGCCCUGGCGGCGUGCAAUGCAGCGGGAGGGUACCAACGAACAAUAUUUCCUUGAACUUGCUUCACCAAUGUCUCUCAUGCUGAAUCUGUUAAGAAACAUGCUGGCAUAUUUUGGUGUUCCUGUAGACCAGGAUUUGCUGAUUUGGCCAAAUAAAGACUAUGGGUCAACUCGGAGUAUCAUUCGUAUUAUUGGGAGACUACUUCCUUUAGAACCUUGUCGAAGACCUAAUUUUGAGUUGCUCCCUCACUUGAACUCUGAGGAGUCUGAUGAUCAUGAACCUAUGGUUCCAUCUUUUGCUGAUGUUUUGUGUGUAGCAAAUGAUGAAGAAGCCGUUCAUCUCAGAUUUCGACAUAGUCUAUGGAAAAAGGAGAAGGAAGGGAAAAUUGGUCUUUUUCAUUCAUCAAAAAUAACUUGGGAUCCAUUAUCACCUUCUCUAAGACAGAACAAACCAGUGAAAAACGAUCUGCCAGUAAGUGAGGCUGCAAUUAAAAAAAUAGCUGCCCUUGAAGAUGAGCUCACUUUGCUUCGGUCCCAGAUUGCUGCAAUUGUGGUAAUGCAGAGAGCUGUGGAGCUGAGAGAGACUAAAGAGACGGGCUUCUGUGACCUCAGUGAUGAAUCCAGCGUGGAACAAGUGCCCUUUUCAUCAGCGGCUGCUGGGCUGAGUGCGGAGCCAGGUCCCCCUCCUAGAUCGGUACUUUCUCCUCCUCCUCCUCCUCCACCACCUCUGCCUCAGUUUUCUUUCCAGCCGUGUUUUCCUCCCAUGCAACGGGGACCUACCAACAGAGGUAAUCCGGCAGCUGCAGUGAAAAAGCAACACUCGGGUGUUGACGAGACGAGUGGCAGCCACCAUUCCGAAAGCCAGAGAGUUAGUGACCUUCCACACAUGCUGGACGUUCUCAAGGACAUGAACAAGGUCAGACUUCGUCCCAUUGAAAGGUCACCAGGUGGUAGACCCAUUCAGAAGAGGAAAAGACAAAGUUCACAAUGGGAUCCAGUGUCUUUAAUAGCCAAUGCACUUAAGCAGAAGUUUGCAUUUCAAGAUGAUUCCUUUGACAAAGAAAGUAGAUCUUGGGAGUGUUCUCCAUUUUCUAGUCCAGAAAGUUCAAGGUUUUGAUGUCCCAUUUCUCCAGCAGAAAGUCGGCGAUCUAAGGGAAGAACAGAUAUAUAAAAGCCAUUAUUCACGGUAUCAGAAGGGAAAGCUCUGCCUACACUUGGAAAGACAGAUCCAGAAAUGCUCUGUGGUAUCCAUCGCUGCCUUUCAGAGAAUCAAAACCUCUGUUCGGGUGACUAAGCCAUAUCCUGGGACCUGUCUGUGCCCAGUCUGAGAAAGGUGUUUAAAAAUGCUGGUCCCUGGGUUUGGAAGAUCUAGCAGUUAACUGGCUACUGAAGAGAGUUGGGUGUAUAUAGAUUCCUGCUUUAUGUGAGUGCUACUGAAAAAUGGAAUACAUGCUUCAGUGACUCUCCUACACAGUUAUGGUUCCCUAUUUAAACUCCUUUGUAAGUUGGUGUGAUCUGCUUGACUUGGCCUUCAGUAACUUGGAGAUUUUCAGUGAGCAAAAGAUAAUUCUUUUCAUUAAGUUACAGUUUUAGUUAUAAAGGAUUGAACUUUCUAAAACUUCCUGAGGUGAUCAACUAUUCUGACUGCCAAGUACGGCAAGUAGAAGUAGACUCUUGGUAGGUUUUAUCUGCAGUGGCUUUGCACAUACAUAUACCUGGCAUGUUUCCAUUGUUUUCUAUUACAUUUGUACCCUAUUUGUUUUGUUUUUUGUAAAUAGAUUGUACAAUAAAUGGAUCUUUUGAACUUG